Molecule: messenger RNA, 552 nt
Organism: Caenorhabditis auriculariae
Lineage: Eukaryota; Metazoa; Nematoda; Chromadorea; Rhabditida; Rhabditidae
Source: the annotation of a GenBank genome assembly
AUGGCCAAGUUGGAGGGCUGGACAAAGAAGGUGUCAGAGGAGGAGGAGCAUGACAUAACGAGCAAAUUGGUCCUCGGACAGGUGGAGAUGCACCUUGGCUGUUUUGCACCUCGUCAGCCUCCGUGUCGGCCUCAGGCAGCCUUCUGACGUAUCAAUUUGACGCGCGGCUCUCGAGGAAUCACUCAACAGGUACGAGCAAAUAAAGCCUUCACCUGCAAAUUGCUUACUUCGAGUACGGCUGAUCCAUAAUUGGACUCUUGGGAGGUAUUUUAGAAGGGAGUUUUUUAGUCAAAUCGUAAUUUCAGCACUGUAAAUGAUCUGCGGCAAAACUUUCGAGUACCAUUCAAAUAUUCUAAAUAAAAUUUUUGAUUCAAAGUUCAGCUCUGAAAAGGAACAUUUGAAAAGUUGUUGAAACUAUUCGAUUAUUGGCAACAGAACUAAUUAAAACAAGCUCUAGGGUACAAGGUAAGCGGUUGGACAAAUGUCGGAGGCAGGAAUUGGGCUCUUUUCGACUCGCAGGCGGCGCCUUUUGAAGCUACGGACGUCGCCUAA